CUCACGGGGGAUCUCACCACCCUUGACUGAGCUGGCGACUCCUUCUCCCUAUGGGUCCUGGCUCUGCCCUCUGGGGCCCCCGACACCCUGCCCGCAUAUGACCGCCCAGGAAAUACAGUCUCCGGACCUUUCAGUUCAGGGAAGACCAUGGAGACGACAGAAUCCUCCUCCCAGGCGCGAGGUCACAAUCGAAUCCACAGAGAGACAGAAGAUCUAGACUAUGGAGAGAUGGACUUCCACAAACAAGACCCGAAGAAAGACAAGUCUUCCUCCUCCUCCUCCUCCUCAUCAUCAUCCUCAUCAUCUUCCUCCUCCUCCUCAGGUGACAAGCAUGGAGAGCCUGAUGUGCCCAAGGAUGAGCUGCAACUCUAUGGAGGUGCACCUGGAGAGAUGGUACCCUCUGGGGAAUCAGGACUCCGGAGGAGAGGUUCUGACUCAACAAGUGGGGAAGUGGACGUCCCUCCCUUAAGAAGAUUGAAUAUCAAGAAAGAUGAUGAGUUCUUCCACUUCGUCCUCCUCUGCUUUGCCAUCGGCUCUCUGUUGGUUUGUUAUCACUAUUACGCAGACUGGUUCAUGUCCCUUGGGGUUGGCCUUCUCACCUUUGCCUCCCUGGAGACGGUCGGCAUCUACUUCGGGCUAGUGUACCGGAUCCACAGUGUCCUGCAAGGCUUCAUCCCUCUCUUUCAGAAGCUUAGGCUGCUAGUGUCCAGGAGGGUCGACUGAGGCCUGUGCCAGGAAGGCCGUUGGUCAGGCCAGAGUGACCAUGAGGAUGGACAGUUAGAGCCAAGUGUGGACGAUGCAUGGUAGCCAAGCUGGAUCAAGAAAGCGAUCACUCUUCCUCCUAGGUGGUCUGAACACUGACAGCAGCCCGGGCAUGCAGCCCAGGUCAGGAGGGAUGGCAGAUGGUGGGCAGGGGUGCCCGAGCCCUUCUGAGUACCCGGAUCAACAGCAGGAGGGCUCUGGGAUGUCCCUUCUCUCAGGAGACAGUAGAAGACCAUGCAGACUGUAAUAUGUCUGGGCUUCUAGUUUCUCUCACAUCAACCCCUGUGGGCUUUUCAGUCCUGCUGAGCUAACCCAGGACAGAUAGUCCACACGACCCUGAGGAAUGAGUUCCCCAGUGACCCUAUGCAAGUGAGGUGUUGGGAACUAGAGUCACAGCAUUUCGGCUUCUCUCUGCCCUGCCACCAGCACUGCCUACUCUCCAUCAAGAUACAAUAAACAUUCUAUUCUCCAGAUUAAAGAGAGUCAGCUAACCAUUCUUUGGGUUUCUAGAGCAUGAGGACACAUUGA
Messenger RNA from Echinops telfairi (small Madagascar hedgehog), 1290 nucleotides. It is a transcript of the gene TMEM40, whose product is annotated as transmembrane protein 40. The coding region runs from base 148 to 723 and encodes 191 amino acids. The record is from RefSeq and is a predicted model, not a curated record. NCBI's taxonomy places the organism in Eukaryota, Metazoa, Chordata, Mammalia, Afrosoricida, Tenrecidae. The transcript is spliced from 11 exons.